UAUCCCGGCGCCCGAGUGGGUAUAAAAGGCGUGUCCAGAGAACGCCCAACCAUCACAACUCAGCUUCACUCCUCUCGAGUAAGCAGACUCGUCUCAGCUCCAGCAGCUCCGCACCGCCCAAAGCCGACAUCAUGAGGACCAUGUUUGUUGCCGUUGCCCUUACCGCCCUCGUCGGCGUCUGCUACGCCGGAGUCGUCUCCUACGGCGGCUACGGAGGUGGCUACGGCGGCGGUGGCUACGGCGGCGGCUACGGCAAGUCCCUACCCGGACCUUCCUUCCUCAUCAAGAGCCUUCACCACGUGAGCAAGGUCAGCCACGGAGGACCCAUUCUCGACAACUACGACCUGGGCGUCCGGUACGGCGGCGGAUACGGCGGCGGUUACGGCGGCGGAUAUGGCGGAUACGGCGGCUAUGGAGGCUACGGAUACAAGGGCUAGACGAGUGAGCGGAGGAGUCAAGCUGCACACCGAUAGAAAGAGAGCAUGCGCAACCGUAUGUGAGGAAAUUCGAGAUCAACAACAACAGCUCCCCCCGAUUCCCCUUUACCCUCUCUCCCUUCAUGUACAGUCGCGGUAGCGGAAAAUAAGAAGGGUAGCUUCGGGGAUAUGUAGCGUGAGUGACAUCUACCAGGAUCGCGAGGACCGGUGGCCAGCUCGAAGCACGGCAGGUGUAGCGACGCACCACUAACGACGUCGGCAGUGGU
Messenger RNA from Rhipicephalus sanguineus (brown dog tick), 703 nucleotides. RefSeq names its product shematrin-like protein 2. Bases 132 to 437 code for a protein of 101 amino acids. The transcript is spliced from 2 exons. The record is from RefSeq and is a predicted model, not a curated record. NCBI's taxonomy places the organism in Eukaryota, Metazoa, Arthropoda, Arachnida, Ixodida, Ixodidae.